Hirsutella rhossiliensis is the source of this 3465-nucleotide messenger RNA. RefSeq names its product rhoGAP domain-containing protein. The transcript is spliced from 6 exons. Bases 1 to 3465 code for a protein of 1154 amino acids. The record is from RefSeq and is a predicted model, not a curated record. Gene Ontology annotation, cellular component: cytoplasm. Lineage: Eukaryota; Fungi; Ascomycota; Sordariomycetes; Hypocreales; Ophiocordycipitaceae. Gene Ontology annotation, biological process: signal transduction; regulation of GTPase activity.
AUGGCUGCCAUCGUGGACGAAUAUUUAGACACACCCAUGGAGGCGGACGAUGUGUUCCCCUGCAAGGGGUGCGGAGAGAUCCUCGAGGAAGGAAAAGCGUUUGAGCUCUCUGGUAACCGCUGGCACCUCGAUUGCUUCCGCUGCAAUACGUGCGGCACUCUUCUCGACUCCGACGCCAACCUCUUGCUCCUCGGCGACGGUUCCCUCAUCUGCAACAACUGCACAUACAGCUGCAAUGCUUGCGGGAACAAGAUUGAAGACGUGGCAAUCCUCACGGGAGACCAGGCAUUUUGCGCAACUUGCUUUCGAUGCCGAAACUGCAAACGCAAGAUUGAAAACCUCCGAUAUGCGAGGACCUCGCAAGGCAUCUUUUGCAUGGGAUGCCACGAGACGCUCAUGGCCAGGCGCAAGAAAAAGUCAAAGGCUGCCGCCGCCGCCAAAUUACGGGAAAAGGACCUGUCACCGAUGAUGGUGGAAAAGUCCCUCCCAGCGCUACCGCCCAAUGCUCUCCCGACCAACGCCUUCUCCAACGACCGCGCCGAUCCUGACUCCGACACCCCCACCGAGAUCUCUCCCCGCCCUCGCCCCACUCACAGGCAAACCGAGUCGUCGUCUCGGGGAAGCUCACGGCCGUCCCGCUCCCCCGAGCGCGAUUCGCUUCCUAAGUCCGAAGGGCUAAGUUUACCUGCGAGCACCUAUCGAAAAAACCGCAACUCCUCCAUUCUAGUGACCGCCGAGCUUGGCCAGGGGGACUCGCCCGAAAGCUUCUUCAUUCCCGUUGCUCUUGAUCCGAGUCCCGGCCCACAUGCGACACCUAGGUCAACGUCCGAAAGCGCCGGAGACGCGUCAAGGAAAAAGAAGGAGGACUACUUCAGCGUCCCCAAGUCCACAAGCUCCUCCGAAAAGCGAAGCGACUCGCAGGCCUCAACGCCUCACAUCGCGUUUCAGGGCAAGGGUCGCCAGUCGUCGACUGGCCACAACGGUAGCCAGACCAAGCCACUCUCUCGGAAACUCUCCAAGGCGUCGGAGCAAGAUCUAAUCAGGUCCUCGGCAUCGGCCAGCGACUUCAAGUUGCAAGAUGCUCCCAGCGCCAAAAGGAACCUGGCAUCGCGAAGCAGCAGCUCGCACUCUUCCUCGACUCCGCAAGAAAACAACACGACCAAAAAAUCCAAUGGUGUUGCCCGCAAUGACGGUCCGCCGAAUCUGUCCGAGUUGAGAAGGGCCAAGGAGAAUACACCGCCUCCACGAGCGUCGCAGGACUCCAGAUGGCAGGACGAUGAUGACAUGAGCUCUUCGCACGACUCGACUACCAGAGGCACUACCAGAUCGGACAAGUCUAAGGUUAUCGCUCGAAAGGAGCUUCCGUCGACAGCAUCGAGAAACGCAUCCAACGAAAGUCGGCGAUCCCAGGGGACAGCCCCGUCUUCAGAACAAAAGGGCUCAGCGAGCGACACUUAUAUGCACCCCCGGGCCGCACCGAUGGCCCCUAUUGGCCAAAGUCAAGUUGUCAAAGAACCGGCCGGCUCCAAGGAGGAGCCAACCUCGCCAAAGGUCUCUCCGAAGCUGCCUAGGUGGAGCAGUGGAGGUGACUUCAGCUUGGACGAGGACAUGGCCAGGAUUCUCGGGACAGACGAAGGCUCGUCUUCGAUCCUGCGCCGCGUCUCAAAUGUCGUUCGGCACGGUCGCACGAGCAGUGUAGAGACCGGACAGCACCCGCAGCGAAUCGGCCAUACCCGCAGCAUCAGCGAGACGACUCGGGCGACUGUCUCGCCCAGGUGGCCAAAAUCUCCCCUGGGUGAGGAGCACCAUGGACACCCUGACAUUAGCAGCCCCGUGUCGCUCACCUCGGCGGACGAUCCCGCUCUGCUCAAGCGCCAGCUGAGGUUCUCGGAGCAACGAGUCGCGGAGCUCGAGCGACAGUUCAACACGGAAAAAGAUCUGAUGAACCUCAACAAGAAGCUUGUGGAAAAGAGAAAGACGGUCUCCGUCCUCGACACUCAAACUGAGAUUAUGAUUCGCCAGCUCGAGGUCUUGGCCGGCUACGUCGAACGGGCCAAGGAGACCAAGACGCCCAUUGACCCUCGGGAGCUGGAAGAUUCUGCCAUCAAGGAAUUCGUCCAGAAACUCGAAAAGGUCAAGGUGGUCAUGUCCACUUCCAUCGAAGUGCUCCACGAGGAACGUGACCGGUUGGUUGAGGAGAAGAACCAGGCCAUGGCGGACCGAGACCGUGCUCUGAUGGAGUUUGAGCAGCUGUCGUCCAAGAACGCGCAACUUGCAGAGAUGAACAACGACCUCACUCACCAGAUCCAAGAGCGCUUCAAGUCUCAGAUUGGCACAGAGGCAAAGUCGCCCAACGGGCUCGGAAUCUACGGCCACAAACAGAGCGCCGGGGGUUCCUCGAGCAACCUCGACACUGCUAGCAUGACGACGGGCAUGACACUUGUUCCCGAUGAAGAUACAAUCGUCGAGGCUGGCCCGACUGUUGUUCAGGUUCGAAAGGGCCAGGUUAAAAAGUUUAACUGGAAGAAGGGAUCCAAGACAAUGGCGCAAAAUGUGGCCAAGGGCGUCAACAGAGCCGUGGUCGCUUUCCAGCAGAAUGACCGGGAGAGGAUGCCACAUCAGGGCCUGGUCGGGGACAACAUUGGCUUGCCGUACAACAUGACUGUGUCACAGGUGGAGUCGCCUGCGCCCAUCGGACCCAACAACAUAGGCAUGGGCAUGGGCAUGGGCAUGGGCGCCGGCGCCGGCAUGGGCGCGGGCAAGCAGCAGCUGGAUCCCGGGCGACAAGGCUUUGGCUUUUUCGGCAAGAAGAACACGAUGCCCAAGUCGACCUCGGCCAACACUGUCUCCGCCGCGACUGUGGCUGAGCCGGCAUCGACGCUCUUUGGAUCCGAGCUGGCCGAGCGAGCCGAAUUCGAGCGACGACAGAUUCCCACGGUUGUGACACGCUGCAUCGAAGAGGUGGAGCUGAGGGGCAUGGACCAAGAGGGCAUCUACAGAAAGACGGGUGGCAACUCGCAGGUUAACAUGAUCAAGGAUGGCUUCGACAAGAGCGACAACUUUGACAUCUCAGAUCCCGACCUGGAUAUUACAGCAAUCACCAGCGUAUUGAAGCAGUACUUCCGGAGGCUGCCGACUCCGCUCCUCACGUUUGACGUCUACGAACGCGUUUUGGAAUCCAAUGCGAUUGCCGACGAAACGGAAAGAUGCGAUCACUUGCGCAAGACGUUUCUUUCGAUGCCCCCAAGGCACAGUGACUGCCUCGAAUUUCUGAUAUUCCAUCUCUCUCGUGUUGCCCAGCGCGAGCCCGAAAACUUGAUGUCGCCCAAGAACUUGGCGGUCGUAUUCGCGCCUACAAUCAUGCGCGACCUCAGCAUCGAACGAGAAAUGACCGACAUGCACGCAAAGAACAUUGCCGUGCAGUUUGUCAUUGAAAACAGCCACAGAAUCUUUGACGACGCGUGA